ACUACAACAGGACGAGAGGAAGAUCUUUUACAAAGUUCUGCUUUAAAUCUGCGACUGAGGAACUUUAACCUCUGGCUGCAGAUCUCCUCUUCAUCCUCCUGUCUUUGUCACAUCCUGCUGCAAGUGGUUCUCAUCCCUCGCCUCUUCUGCUGGGUGAAGAUAAUUCCACGUCCCUCCCCUGCAGCCGAGGACGUUUUCAGAAGAUAUUCUCCAAACGCCGGAAGGAUCUAAAUCAGAGGCAUCAGUUUUCAGCCUGGAUGGUUCCACAGCUCGGACACAGAGCGUGGAACCUGUCGAUGCAGCGUCUUUAAAGAGGACUCUCCAGUUUUUCUUUUCUUUUUUCUUUUGACCUCAGGAGGACGCACUGGGACCGGAGCGCUCCUGGAAGAUCUCCGGGAAGAGGAGGAGGAAGAAGAGGAGGAGGAGGAGGAGGGUGCGUCGAGCUGAGAGGGAGCAUCCUCCCAGCCUGAUCCGUCCUUACACUCCCACACCCUCAGCAGCACAUUGCUCCUGUAAUCCUGUUAAAUAUCGAGUAUUUCAGCAGAACAAACUGCAUUAUCACAAAGUAAGAUCUAAAAGCAAGACUGUAAAACUCACAGAAGUACAACAAGGACCAGACACAUUCAUCACAGACGUGUUAUAAGUUGUUAAACGGACAUUAAAGGUAUUUUAUAGGAAUAUUCUACGCACACAGACUCACAAACACACACCAAGGACAUCCCGAUAAGCCGCUGCAGCAUGGAUCUCCCACCAGUCAGAGGUUUAUCUGAUGUGCCGUGAGUGUUGGGAGCACCGUGCCCCAGCCCCGGCCUGCAGCCCUGGUGCCACCCGGCCCGGCUCAGGCUCACCAGGAGGGACCCUGCUCAUUCCUUCAGGAUGGAGCUGGACGGGCUGGACCUCCAGCAGGUCCCAGUGCUGUCGCUCGACCAGAUUCGUGCCAUCCGGGCCAACAAUGACUAUGUGGAGAGGCCCGUGGCUCUGGAACCGGCUACCCAGACCGGAUUUUUUUAUGCCCAUGAAGACCGUUACCCUCAUGGAGUAUACACACAUCACCCCCAGCACUCCUUCCACUCUGCCCUCCCCCGCAGCCAAAGUCAGCAGCAGCACGCUCACCUGUCCCACCUGAGCCGUUCCAGUACCAUAAGCUCCUCCAUUUCUCGGACCAGUGCCACGUCAGACCAGCGGCUACUGGCAGGUUUGACGCCGUCUCACUCUGGGUUAGGCUCAGUUGUUCGUUCUCAACCCAAAGGAGAACUCAAACCCGAUACUUCUUUUGGUAAAGGUCUAACGGAGGACGAUGUCGAGCUCGGCCUUCAUCAGUUCAUCUGCGAGCGCUGUGGUCGCUGCAAGUGCCAAGAGUGCUGCGCCCCCCGCCGCCUGCCUUCCUGCUGGGCCUGUGGACAGCGCUGCCUGUGCUCUGCUGAGAGCGCUGUGGAGUAUGUCACUUGCUUGUGUUGCGUUAAAGGCUUGUUCUACCACUGCUCCACCCAGGAUGAUGAGGAUAACUGCGCUGACCGGCCCUGCUCUUGUACGGCAGCCCAUGCCUGUGCCCGCUGGGGCACAAUGGGGCUGCUGACGCUCUGCCUUCCCUGCCUCUGCUGCUAUUACCCCGCCAGGCUGUGCCUUGCCCUGUGCCAGUGUGCCCACGACCGGGCCACGCGCCCCGGCUGCAGGUGCAGCAACACCAACACUGUGUGCCGCAAGAUUUCUGCCUCUAACCCCAACUCUGGUCACCCCUCGCUCCGCAGCAAAGCACUGGAGAAGCCAUUAUGACAGGCUUGGAUGGGGACCAGGUAAAUCCGCUUCUCCUCAGCCGUGGCCAAAGCAACGCUGUCGCCAAUCAACAAUGCCACAGCUGACAUUGUGACGACAAUGCCAUUGUGACCUACCUACCUAGAUAUGACAAGCCAACUAACCAAUCAACCGUGAAGUGUUGUUCACCUAAUGUACCUUGAAUUUACUUAUUCUCCACCUCAGGAGGGACCAAAGCUUUACUGUGCCUGUUCAUAUUGGAGACUUCAAGCCGAAACACUAGAACUCGCCCUGGAGUAGGAAGCUGUCGUGCUUUGCUGCACCGCCCGUCAACCUGAACCGGGGCUUCCAGACAGAAAUCACCUCUCUCUGCAUUCUGUGGCGUAAUGCAAACGUCUUCAGAUCUUUUUAUUUAAUGUUGCACCUCUGUCCUGCUCACCCUUUGCAAAGACAGCGCACAGAGACAAGUGAGGCAACAAGUCAGGAUGGAGAGAUGCCGGGGAUGGUGGGUACGUCUAUGGCGACAGUUUCUGUCCUCUUGAAUCGGGACAAGCGUUAGACACGGAGACAUUCCGACGACUCCACGAAGGCUGAAGUCCAAUGAAGGAAGACACCGAUGUGGUGCUGCAGAGAAAGUCUGUCUGGGACUCUGAGCAAAGCACCGAGGUAUGAAGUGGGAACAAAGACACUUGCAACAACAGUCUGACACCAAAAAGGGACCAUGCACUGUACGGACUGUGUGAACGUCAAUGCUGUUAAGCUCAUUUGUAAAGGAAGCACUGUGAGGUAGAUGGACACGUUUUCCUCAAAAGCCAAGGAGCUGAAUGGGGAUUAUUUAACUGAAGGGAGGGUGCAUCCAUUGUGACGAGGCAGCGUGUGUGUGUGUGUGUCUAUGUGUGUGUCCUCCUCCUGUACAACAAGCUGUGUAUUGUAGAGCCUGUGUGUAUGUUGUGUUGUCAGCAGAAGAAGCCUCCCUUGUUGUAUUUUUAGCAGUGUUGCUUCAGUGGAGCUCUCGGGGUCUGGUUGGGUUUCCUCCUGAAGUCAGCCUGUCGCCAUCUGCCUCCUCUGACCGACCUCCUGCGCAGCCCCCCCCUCCCCAUCUCCAUCCCUCUCUCCUCCUCUUCCUCCAGCCCACCUAAUCUUCUCCCCUGUUAUCCUCCCAUUGUCAAAUCAAACUCCCCAUCUCACUCCCGUUCAGGCCCAUUAGCAUCUUCGUCUGGACUCAAGGUGGAAAAACAUCGGUUUUAGUUUCUCAAUUCACGUUAACACCGACUGAACCGUCAUGGAGGCACAUUGCACCGAUGUUUUCAGGGUCAGAAACUCAAAAUUAGAUUUGACUAAACACAUUAAGCAGAGAAGGUAACCUGAUGUUUUGGAGAACUGAGAUUCCGAGUUAAGCCGACCGACUCGAGGCGUAUUAUUCCCACUCAGCCACUAUUUCCCCUCCUGCUCCGUCCGUCUCUCCUCUUACGCUCAGAGGGCUAAAAGCCUCCAGCUCCUGGUCCACCGAGAGUUGAUCAAACAGGCAAUUAGCUCCGUGAUAGCUCUUAAUGGGCCGCAGAAGAAUGGAGCAUGUGGGAGGGAGGGAAGACAGGAAGGAGCGGGGCGGUGGUGUUUGGCAGAUGGGGAGAGAGAGGGAUGCUGGGAGGAGGAGGAGAGACGAGAAGUCGGAUGAAAGGAGAGAGACGGAGUCGACACCGCUGGGAAGUCCGAUGGAGAACGAGCGUGUUUGACAAAAUGAGGAAUGUGUGUGUGUGUGACGACCGUCAGAACUUCAGGUGAACGGUAAAGUGCAACAUUAGCACUUUGCCAGGAAGAAGGGCUUCAAAGGUGUUAUAACACACACACACACAACACACACACACAGACACGGACACAGACACACACAGCGUCAGGCGGAUGCAUGUGCGUGUAUGUAUGUGUGUGUGGAUUUGGAUGCAUGUGGGCUUCUCUGUUUGUGUGCACGUGUGACAGGAUGAGUCACACAAGCACAGACACAGACACACACUGACCUGAUUUGUUAAAAGUUACUUUGCUAUAUUUUUAUAUGUAAAUAUGGGCUAUUAACUGUAUAACUAUUUUUAUUCUGCUUUCCUUUGUUCCCAUGAGAUUGAUAUUAUUACGGCUGUUUUCCAUUAGCGUGAAUAUUUACUUAUUUACCGUCAACUCGCGACCAAUUCAGGAACUUUUGGGGCAACUCAGAAAACUUUGAACAAGGACUUAGGAGAAAAGCCAUGACCACGUCCCUUACUGUACAGACACUCGGUGUCAUCACCUGGUUUAAACACGUUAGACCAAAUAUUUGUUUUUAUCAUGUUUUUACGACCCAUCAAACUCAUCAUGGAAAUGAAAAUUACUUUAAAGUUAGUCCUGUCCCAGAUUCCAAUAUGGAGGGGGCGGGUGUCAGACCUAUACAGAGAUCUGGGGGUGUUUUAAAAGUACAAUCAUUGGACGAAGAUUAUAAAUGAUGCAUAAGUCAAACUCCACCAACUGAUCAAAAGUUUGUGAUUAAUUAUGUCAAAGCGGAAACAGUUUUAUUAUUUUAAAUCAAGCAUUAUAACAUUUUAUUUCUUUAUGUUGCUGCUCUUUGGUUUCACGAUGUGUAAAUGUUGCCCCAAAUGUUUCUGUGCUCAUCACUGGUUUCACGAUGAAGGAUACGCUCAACUCUAUUUUCAUUUUGUUUUAUUAUCGUUGCAACUUUAAUCCACUUUGACUCUUACCUGUGACUUUAUAGUCAUCAUUACUAAUAAGAAGUAUUGCCAAUCCAAAAUCCGUAUCUAUGAAAUUGAGGAUGAUUCACCCGGCCCGCCCACAGUGAUGCAGACGAGUGUGAAAACUUUCUCUCAGCUUAUCAUCCGCACGUCCAAAUUUUUCAAAACACCACAACAAAGUGUUUUUUUUUUUUAUACAAAUGGAGAAACUGAGCUUUUUAAAGAAGAUGCUGAUGUUGCCCGUCAAGGUCAUGUACGAUAACUCGCUGGCACAUUCUAUACUGCAUGCACGCUCUGUGAAUGACAACGCUUCAAAAACAGCAGGAAACCAAUGGCGGCCGUGAGCAGAACAACAGAUCAUCAUCUGCAUAUAACUUUAAUAUGUUUUAAUUAUUGUGGUGUUUAAAAGACAACGACGUGGAGAAGAAGGUUUUUUAUACUUAACAUGACUAACAACAUGACUGUGGGCGUGGUCUCUGAUUGGCUCCUCCCAGACGUCUCCUCUUCGUUGAUUGGAUGGCUUCGGGUCGGAUCUUGGUGCUCGGGGGGGCGGGGGUAACAUGAGGAACAUUACCAACCCGGGUCGAAGACGUUGCACAUUUUUUAAACCGGUUUAUCUGUUUUCAGAGCGACUUUAAAUAAACGCUGAGAGUCGCAGCUUGAUCGUAAACACGUUAGUAUGUAAUGUUUUCUACGUGCUGCAGAUACGCAGAGUGACUCGUGCAAUGCAUUGUGGGGCACAUGUCAAACAAACUUCCAACGACUCCCAUGUUUCAUUCAUCUUCUAAAGAGUUUUUUUCAGUUUUACGUUUAACCAAAUUGUUUAAAUAUCUUAUAUUCUCAUAAUUUGUUUUAUUUAAUAUUAACGAAUGAAGCACAAGCAAAUGUGUUUUUGCUGAAAUGCGAGUUGAACUGCAAAACAAAACAUCAACAUUCAUUUAAGAAACAAACUCAUCUUAAAAAGAUUUAAGGGGGAAAUGAUGACUUGUUACUACUAGAUCUGUAAUUUAAGGGGUUGUUUUGAGGACUUUUGUCAAAAUUCAAGAUAUUACCCGUGGCAGUGAUAGAGGGGGGUGCAACUUCCACACCUCACUUUUACACAUAAAUCACUCCGAUAUGUAAAUUUUCUAAAUUCCCCAGAUGUUCCCAGCGUUGCUCAGGAACCCGUCCGGUGCUGUAACACCUCACGUCUCCUCUCGUGUCUUAGCGUCGCUUUUGGUACAAAUUGGCAUCGUGUCUGUCAUCAGAGAAUUUAAGGAGAGUAUAUGGAACAAAUAUAUAUAGAAAAAAAUAACUAUCUAAAAUGAAUAUAUUAUAUAUGGAACAAUAUGCAUUUCACACUUUCUGUUUCAUCGCUGAUAUUUGCUUCGUUGAUAUUUAUUUGAACGGUUACAACAAUGGCGGGGAACACGAAUCAUGGAGGAGGAGGACGUGGACGAGUGGAGUAUUUAUUUUACAGUGGUCGGAGGAAAUGAAGAGUGCCGACCUCGUUGUUGUUGUUGUUGUUUGUCUUUUGGUUUUGUUUCCUCCUCUCAGUGUGGAGCGGCUGCUGCUGCCCUCCUGGCUAAAGACCAACCAAUAAAAAGGAAUUUCCAAACGGAGCAAA
Messenger RNA from Platichthys flesus (European flounder), 6069 nucleotides. Its product is annotated as protein sprouty homolog 3. Gene Ontology annotation, biological process: negative regulation of fibroblast growth factor receptor signaling pathway; negative regulation of Ras protein signal transduction; animal organ development. The transcript has 2 exons. Gene Ontology annotation, cellular component: cytosol; membrane. NCBI's taxonomy places the organism in Eukaryota, Metazoa, Chordata, Actinopteri, Pleuronectiformes, Pleuronectidae. The record is from RefSeq and is a predicted model, not a curated record. Bases 877 to 1773 code for a protein of 298 amino acids.